CGCGGAAGUGGGGGAAACGCCAUUAAGAUGGCGUCUCGUUUAUUUUGUGUUUAUUUUUGAUGGUGUUUUAAAGUUUUAGUAAAAUGAGUGUGUGGGAAACAGUUCCUGACGAGCUCAGCUACGGCAUAGCAAUAUACAAUUUCGCCGCCGACAGCGACUUCAAACUAGAACUGACCGUCGGGGAUUCCCUCCAUAUACUCGACCAAGAAGAAAACUGGUACUACGGCUACCUGAUUCACGACAGACACAAACGAGGCAUUUUCCCCAAGAGUUACGUUCACAUUAAACCAUGCAGUGUUGACCGCACCGGACCUACCCUAACGUUCAAUUUCAAAGAGCCAACAAUCGUGCAAGAGAUAACGUCGGUGUUGCGAGAAUGGGCCCCGCAUUGGAAAAACCUCUACGUAAAGAAUAGCAAACAUUUCGAAGCCAUCAAAAAUCAGAUUUACGAUCUGAUAACGCACAGGAGCAAAAUCAUCAGCGGUACUUUACCGGUCGACGAAUUGAAACGGAUAACGAAACAAGUCACUGAGGAGAUCGAUAAGGGGAAUAAAACUUUACGUUUAGAUUUAAUUGUGAGAAACAAAAACGGAAAUGUCAUCGAACCGGAAAAGACCAGCACGCUGCAAAUGUACUAUCUGCAUAAAAAAGCGACGGAACGGAUGAGUAGGACCAAUAAGAACGAAACCAAACACAACCAUCCCAAAACUGCCAUUCAACAAUACUCCAAUAUUUUUAUAGUUGCCGUUAAAAAUUUCACCUGUAAGAUGAAUGAGGAUGCCGAGCUUUUAAUGUCGCUUUACGACGGAAAAGAGUACAAAUCUAUCACAGAAAAUUAUGUCGUCCGGUGGUCUAAAGAUGGACUGAUGUGCGACUUGGACCAGAUGUACAAUUUGAGAGUUAUGUUUACGGAUCUCGGGAAACGCGAUUUAGAGCGGGAAAAAAUUUACUUGGUUUGCUACGUGGUCCGCGUGGGUGCGAUGGAAUCAAAGGAGCCCGACCAUCGCCGGAGUUCCGUUUCAGUAGUGAACAAAAAAGGCACAACCGACGGAAUCCGUCGACCUUUCGGUGUCGCAGCGAUGGAAAUCACUCAUUUCAUGAACGGGUCGCGAGAGAGCGACUUGGAACAAGAAUUUCCCGUUCCUUUUUUCAACUGCGAUAAGGACAAUCUCGAGCAAACUUUAAAGAAGAUAAUUAACAAAGACUUCGCCAAAACGGAGCAUAAAAAUCACGCUCUUUUCGUCGGAAUGAAGUUACUGCGGGGCGAUUUAAAGCAGGUGCGGGAGGAGAACCCCCAUCUGGUGCUGGGAAAUUUGUCGAUCGCCCGAAAAAUGGGCUUCCCGGAAGUUAUUUUACCGGGAGACGUCCGGAACGAUCUUUAUUUGACUUUGAUUAAAGGAGAGUUCAGCAAAGGGAGCAAAACUUGCGAUAAAAACGUCGAAGUUGUCGUCAGAGUUUGCAACGAAGAGGGAGUCCCGAUCCCUGGGGUUAUCGCGUUGGGUUCGGGGGUUCCGCCCAUUGACGAAUACAAAUCCAUGAUUUAUUAUCACGAGGAUAAACCGCACUGGUAUGAAACUUUCAAAGUCGCGAUUCCUAUUGAAGAAUUCAAGACGAGUCAUUUGAAAUUCACUUUCAAACACCGGUCUUCCAAUGAGGCGAAAGACAAAAACGAGAAGCCGUUCGCCAUGUCCUAUGUGCGCCUCAUGCAGGAGAAUGGCACGACUCUCAAAGACGCGCGCCAUAAUUUGAUUGUCUACAAAAUCGAUUACAAAAAAUUCGAUGAAAAAGGCCUGGAUUACUUCAAAUUACCCUCGAUUGUUAGCGACGUCAAGGACAAUGCCAAGCCAUCAGUCGCCGGACUGACGAUGUCCAAGGACAUUUUCGUGAUGUCGAGCAAUAUUUGCUCGACGAAACUGACACAGAAUGUGGAUUUGUUGGGUCUUUUGAACUGGAAAACGCACAAGGAUGACUUAAAAUCGUGUCUUCGAGCCUUGAUCAAAGUAGACGGCGAAGAAGUCGUCAAAUUGUUGCAGGAUACUUUAGAUUCGCUUUUUAACAUUUUGAUAGAGUUUACCGAAACCGAUACGUACGAUAUUUACGUUUUUGACUGUUUGUUGCACAUAAUUAGUCUAGUCAGUAACGACUGGAAGUACCAGCACUUCGAGCCGGUCCUGGAUUUGUACAUUAAGGAGAAUUUCAGUGCGACUUUGGCCCAUAAGAAAUUGAUCAGCGUCCUCAAGAACAUAAUCGGGCGCGCCAACAGCAAAACGCCCGAUAGCAAAGACGAUCUCAUUUUUAAAACAAUGAAGUCGCUCCAAUACGUGAUGAGAUUCGUCUCGAAAUCGCGCAUUUUGAUGAAAGUGGUCGACGAUGUCGAGGACGAUUUCGAGGAAAGUCUCCGCGAUUUGCUGCAAGACAUCACCGACAUGAUGGCCCUCACAUCGGACGGGAUCUUGCGGGAGCAAGGCGCCUGCCUUAAGUACCUCCCCAGCACGAUUCCCGACAUCCUGAUGAUUUUUGAUGCGAAAGAGCUGAGCGUGAUUCUGUGCAAUAUCAUCACGAACAUCCCUCCCGGCCGUCUCACGAAGCAAAAAAUGAUGACAAUCAACGAAAUCGUCCACAGUAAACUGUUUCUCUACACGGAAUGUCGCAGGAUAAUGCUGCCGAUCUUCACCAAGCAAGUCAAGACCCUGUUCGAGCUGCACGAGGAGGGUGACAGAAGACUUGACGGAAGGCGACAGAAUCGCUCGGUGGCUAAGGUGGCACAACUUUUGGGAACGACGCAACAUUGCCUCAACCAACACAGAGGAUAUUCUGAAGAGGUCGAGUUGUGUAUAAAAAUCCUGAGCGAUAUUUUGGAGCUGCUGUUCCGUAAGGACAUCGGACCCACGUAUGACGACAUCAAUGAGAUUAUAACCACGGUUUUGCGGACUUUGAUUCACACUCGAGUUGGCAUGCCUAAGGAGGAUCCUCAAUUGGGGAACUUGGUCGCGCUAAUGAUCGAUAUUUUCCGGCAAAUGUCGGAGCGCCACUAUGAGGCCUACAUCGAGCGCUUCAACACGCGUUUCGACGUUUUAGAUUUUUUGAUGGAGAUUUUGUUGUUUUUCCAAAAUUUGGUCGACGAUAAGGUCUUUCCGUACGACUGGUGCGACAUGAUAAUGCUCCAAAACAGCGUUAUUUUGAAAGCUUUGCGGUUUUUCUCUCAUACGAUUCGUGACCGUUUCUUCGAAAGAUUCGAACAUCAAGCCUGGAACAACUUCUUUCACUGUGCUAUCGCUUUCAUGACCCAGCCGGCUCUCCAACUCGAAACUUUCUCGUUCAGUAAACGGAUGAAAAUCAUCCGAAUCUAUAAAGAUAUGCGGCGCGAGACCGGCUUCGAAAUCAGGUCAAUGUGGUUCAAUUUGGGACAGUAUAAAGUACAGUUCGUUCCGAGUUUGGUUGGGGCGAUUCUAGAAAUGACACUCAUACCGGAACCGGAAUUGCGUAAAGCAACGAUUCCGAUUUUCUUCGAUAUGAUGCAGUGCGAGUUUUACUCGUCGAGGUUCGAACUCGAGAGCUAUGGCGAUACGAAACGAGAUUCGUCGCAUAUCAAGGGGAAUUUUAACGAUUUCGAGAAUGAAAUGAUCGCGAAAUUGGAUAUUCUAGUCGAGGGAGGGAAAGGAGAUGAGAAUUACAAAGAUUUGUUUCAUGAUAUUAUGAUGGAGCAUUGCAGCCAACAUGCCACGAUGAACGAAACGGGGAUUAAGUUUGUUAAAACUGUAACGCGGUUGAUGGAACGCUUGCUCGAAUACCGGUGUAUUAUUACCGAUGAGAACAAGGAAAAUCGCAUGAGUUGCACUGUGAGCCUUUUGGACUUUUAUGCCGAAAUCAACCGAAAAGAAAUGUAUAUUCGUUAUUUGAAUAAACUGUACGACCUCCAUUUGGAGUGUGACAAUUACACCGAAGCCGCCUACACUAUCGACUUGCACGCGAAACUUUUAAAUUGGACCGACGAGGAUUUACCCCAACUUUUGAAAACUAAUCGACACCCUAAAGCUCACACGCACCGCCAACUCAAGGAAGCUCUCUAUUAUAACAUUAUCGAGAAUUACGACAGGGGCAAAUUAUGGGAGUGUGCGAUCAAAAAGUGCCAAGAACUGGCCUCGCAAUUCGAGAGCGAAACGUACGAUUACCACCGACUGAGCCAGUUGCACAAAAGAAUGUCGACCUUUUACGAUGACAUUAUGAAAAAAGGUCGCGCAAAACCGGAGUACUUCCGUGUCGGGUAUUUCGGCAAGGGCUUCCCCCAAUUUCUGCAAAAUAAAGUGUUUGUAUAUCGGGGGAAGGAAUACGAACGACUUACCGAAUUCAAUACGAGAAUAUUGAACGAGUUCCCGAAAGCGGAACUUUUGAAUAAAUUGACGCCGCCGGGGGAGGAUAUCACCGAAUCGGAUAAACAAUACGUACAAAUAAAUAAAGUUGAUCCGGUCAUGGACGAGAAAAAGCACCGGUUUUCCGGCAAACCCGUCUCCGAACAAAUUCUCAAUUACUACAAAGUGAACGACAUACAGAAAUUUACGUUUUCGCGCCCGUUUAUCCGCAAGGACCCGUACAUUGACGACAAGAACGAGUUCGGUCACUUGUGGCUAGAGCGGACCGAACUGACAACGACGUACCCUUUGCCCGGGAUUUUGCGCUGGUUCCCUGUGAGCUCAUCAACGGUCCAUGAGAUAUCUCCUCUGCGGAACGCCAUCGAAACGAUGGAAAAAGCCAACAAAACGUUGAAGAACUACGUGGUUUUGUUCAACAACGAUAAGGACAUGCAGAUUAAUCCGUUGAGCUUGACUCUGAACGGCAUCCUGGACGCCGCCGUCAUGGGAGGCAUAAAAAAUUACGAAGAGGCGUUCUUUACGGAAAAAUACGAGACGCAUCAUCAGGAAGAUGAUGUGCUGUUGCAAAGACUGAAGGAUCUGAUCGCUGAUCAGAUACCGCUGCUGGAGUUGUGCGUCAGAAUACACAAGGAAAAUGCCCCUGAAAACUUGCAGCCCCUGCAGAAGCGGUUCGAGGACUGUUUUGCGAAAAUGCAAGAGAGUGUCGAGGAGAAGUACGGAAAGGGGACCUGUGAUAUUAAGUUAGAUAGUCAAGUAACGAUGAGGAGGCACCACUUUGUUCUUCCUGACCCGCGCUUGUCCGACAUGUCGAUGCUUUCAGAUAGCGUGGAUAGUCGCAGCCGAGUUUCGAGUUUGACGAAAUCGCAAGUCGCUUCAUUAAAACAGUUUACUUCUAGUUUUAAUUUUGCAACGUCGCCGAGUAUCAGCAGCAAAUCUAGCAUCAGUAGCAACACCAAAAGUUUAUUAGUGUCCCCAUCGAAAAGUCUAACAACAACUCCGGCCUUAAAUCACAAAAAGUCGUUCAAAAUCACCCGAGAAAAACGCCGUUCGAGUAAGUCUGAUCACACGCCGAGUCCGUCCCUACUUCCGGCCACUCAGUGGUACACCACUGACGAAAAUACAAACGGAUCACCUAUAUUUGAACUCACUGAAGAGUUGACCCCAAAACGGCCCUUGCGCUCCGAAGUCGAGAAGGAGAAACGCUUGAGCCGGCCCCCAAGUGGUCAGUUUUCUUCCAGGUCUAGCAGUAUUUCAGUGACGUUAAGAGGAACCGGAAGUUCGAGUAGCAGUAACCGGGAUUCGGUUGGUACGACUGACUCAAGUGUGAGUGAGGAAGACGCGGUACCGCCCCCUUUACCGUUAAAAACGAGAGAAGUCGAUUACUGUAAUUUGCCGAAUAGCGAAAACACCAGUUUUCUUUAUUCACAACGUAAUUCAGUCAGGACUAGUUUGAAAAUUCAGGUUCAGGCGGCUGAUCCGAUAAGUUUUGAUGACGUACCGCCCACGCCGCCGCCAAAACCGCCCAAAAACAAAAGCAUAUCCAAUUUAUGAACUGUAAGCGUAAAGUGACCAAGUUACCACAAGUGCCAUGGAUGUAUUUUUAACUGUAUUAUAACGCAUAUCUAGUUUUAAUCAUGUAUAAAUUAUUUAUAUUAUUAACCAAAGAUCGUAUUUUUUUAUUGUGAAGGCAAUAAACUUUUUUACGUAUGUUUA
This is a messenger RNA of Tribolium castaneum (red flour beetle), 6083 nucleotides long. RefSeq names its product myoblast city (gene mbc). Gene Ontology annotation, biological process: small GTPase-mediated signal transduction; cell migration; myoblast fusion. Gene Ontology annotation, cellular component: plasma membrane; cytoplasm. Bases 84 to 5921 code for a protein of 1945 amino acids. NCBI's taxonomy places the organism in Eukaryota, Metazoa, Arthropoda, Insecta, Coleoptera, Tenebrionidae. The record is from RefSeq and is a predicted model, not a curated record. The transcript is spliced from 18 exons. Gene Ontology annotation, molecular function: small GTPase binding; guanyl-nucleotide exchange factor activity.